AUGUCGGAGCCUUUGACAUUAGAAAAAGAUGUCAAUCGAGCAAUUGAAUUACUGGAUAUUUUGCAGAAGAAGGGAGAGAUAGCCACUCAGAAUAUGGCAGCUUUACAGAAAGUUCUGCAGAGUGACUUUUUACAGACUGUAAGAGAAGUCUAUGAGCAUGUCUAUGAGACUGUAGAUGUGUCGGGAACUCGUGAAGCUCGAGCUAAUGCUACAGCAAAGGCGACAGUGGCUGCUUUUGCUGCUAGUGAAGGACAUGCCCAUCCACGUGUUAUUGAGCUGCCCAAGACUGAAGAAGGUUUAGGAUUCAAUGUAAUGGGAGGUCGGGAGCAGAACUCCCCUAUCUACAUAUCUCGUAUCAUUCCAGAUGGUGUGGCUGCUAAAGAAGGCGGUCUCAAGAGAGGUGAUCAACUGCUUUCAGUUAAUGGAGAGAGUGUUGAGGGAGAAAAUCAUGAAAAAGGCUGUGGAAUUGUUGAAAAUGCGAUACACCCACCUUUCAAAUUGUUGUAUAAUUUUUAA
Molecule: messenger RNA, 516 nt
Organism: Acanthosepion pharaonis
Lineage: Eukaryota; Metazoa; Mollusca; Cephalopoda; Sepiida; Sepiidae
Source: the annotation of a GenBank genome assembly